AUGUUAUAUUAUGUAUUACAACAUAUAUUGAAAUAUCUAGAUAAUGUAGAUAGAAUAUGUAUAACACUAUUAUGCAGACAGUGGUAUCAAGAUAGAUCGAAAUAUCUGUUGUUCGAUACGAACUUGUUGUCUGCAAAGAAUCGUGAAUUCUACGAAAAAGAUUCUACAUCGUUUAAACUACAUUCAUAUAGAGAUCAAGUUUUCAAAUCGUUUCAAUUAAAAGAAGAAAAAGGACAACUUACCAUUUCAGAAAGAGAAUCAUUGGGUGAAAGAUCUAUAACUACAAAACAUAUAAUUAUAAAUACAGAUAAUAUAAAUCAUACCAGUGAAUUACCGGAGGAUGUAGAUCAUUGGGAGUUUGCAAAGAAGUUCAAUAGUGUGUUGCAACGUGGUCAGAUUAGAGAGGGUGUUAGACGUUUGACUUUCGGAAGAAACUUUAAUCAGACGAUAGAAUCUGGUGUGAUACCGCAGUCUGUCGAGUUCAUAGAGUUUGGCUAUGAUUUCAAUAGAGCGUUGGACACUGUCGGUUUACCACAUAACCUAAAGACAUUGGUACUGGGCAAGAGUUUCAAUCAAUUGAUAAAACCAGGUUCUUUACCAUCGUCUCUGGAGUCACUUACUUUCGGCGAGAGUUUCAACCAACCUUUGCAACAAGGUGUCUUACCAGCCGGUUUGAAAUAUCUAUCGCUUGGAUUCAGUUUCAAUAGAAACGUUGAACAAACUCUAUCGUUGUUCUCAAAUAGCCCAUCGCCGUCAUCUUUGGAGACAUUGAAGUUUGGCAAUCAUUUCAAUCAACCGUUGGCCGAUGGCGUAAUACCAAAGAGUGUUAAACACUUGGAACUUGGAUGGAAUUACAAUAAUGAACAACUGGUUAUUCCCGAUACAGUUGAAUCGAUCUAUAUCAACGGUAGUUACUUCUUGGAGAGUAAGAGAUAUCUUCAGUUCCCAAAGAGUGCAGCUUUGACAGUCAAUCUUUUCUAUCAUGAUUUCCAGAUACGUAAAUUCAACGAAUCGACCGUACUUGUCUUAACUGAAUCGUUGGAAGGUGGAUUCUUACGUGCUAGUCAAAUUGAAAACAUUGAAAAGAUUUACAAAUCAAUGGUAGGUGUUGGUUUAGCUGCCAAUUAA
This is a messenger RNA of Heterostelium album PN500, 1128 nucleotides long. RefSeq lists its product as uncharacterized. Bases 1 to 1128 code for a protein of 375 amino acids. Gene Ontology annotation, molecular function: protein binding. Lineage: Eukaryota; Evosea; Eumycetozoa; Acytosteliales; Acytosteliaceae. The transcript has 2 exons. The record is from RefSeq and is a predicted model, not a curated record.